GAAAACUGCGGCUAUUGGUCAAUUGAGCCGAAUCAUCCAAAGAGCAGAACUUCUUGCACCUUAGUAACAGACGCGCCUCCCCAGAUCAGCACAAUGGAGAGCUCCAACUUGUGGCCGAGAGUUCUGGUUUGCGCUGCGCUGCUGUUCCUUCUAUGCGGUGCUGAAACUAACGAAUCAGAGAUGGAAGGGGAUUUGGAAACGAGAGCAGUACAGGACUUCUAUCAACAAAAUCCAAAUCUAACGAGCGAAAAACGUCUUCUUGGAGCUCUACACGACGUUCUCGAAAAACUGCAGACCAAAAGAAUUUCCCCAUGGGAGAAGAAAUUUGGACAAGUUCCAACUUGCGACAUGGGAGAGCAUUGCGCAGUGAGGAAAGGGGCACGCAUCGGCAAGAUGUGCGACUGUCCGCGCGGGGCGUUCUGCAAUUUCUUUUUGCUGAAGUGCUUGUGAAUAUUUUGUCAUUGCGUUAGGUGAAGUUAGUUUAUAAAUCGUUGUCUUUGAUGUAGCAUAGCUAUCUAUAUUGUAAAUUAAAGACGUCGGUUGUUUUUUUAACGGAAUGUUGUUCUCGCUUCACUGUAACAUUGGUUAUAUGUUGGUCUUUACAACACAACAUAAUGACUUAGAACAGUAAAGGCUAUUAGUUACCUUAGCUUGACCAUCUUAUUUUUUUCAUCCGUGUAGUAUAACCCUAGUUUACAAUGUUCUCAGCAGAGCCCUCACGAUGCCAGGACACGUGCUACAUUCAAAAGCGAAAUGUCGAACUUAAUUUUGGUUUCGACAGUCUUUUGGCGAAAAGCCGUGCGUAAUGACGCACAAAUACUCAAGAUUCCGCACCAACCGUUAAGUCUGAAGUAAAAUUACCAUGAUCUGCCUACUACAGGCAAAGGUGACAAUGGGUAUGGGUGUUUAGUGCACAACAUGCAAAUAUCACUGGUCCAGGUAUGUGCUAGUUUCUAGACAAACCUUUUUGUCAGCUUGAAAGAUUUGUCCAUGUGGACUACAAAACCAUUGAAUACAAUAAUUACAGAAAACAUUCUUACUGUGCCAAUUUCAGUUCUCCAAAAACACGUAAAAAUCUGGAUUGGCAAAUUGAUGUGGAUUUACAUUUAUUGAAUGGGUAUAAAGCCCUUAGACUAGUAGUAUAUUUUAUUUGGUAAGCACUCCCAAGUUCUCACAUCAAAGGGAAUAUUAAGCAAGGCUGCAGCUUGCCAGUGGCCAUACGCUUGCUGUCCGCUGAAAUUAUAUCCAACAUUUCCAAAAGCAUGCCCGUCAUCCAAAUCAAAUUGCUGACAAGCAUCGUGUUCCACAUCGAAAUGAACUCACAGGACAAACGGGUCUCUUUUUUGUUUUUUUACUUUAUUAAGAGAUAUUAACAAAACGCCUAGACUCCUCGAGGUGUCUUGAAGUUCAUUCCAACAGUGGGCUGGGUGACCUGUAGGUUGGACAGUCCACCAAAGUCCUGCAAGGAUUGAAAGCAAUACAUAUACUUUGCUUAGACAAAGAUUACACUGAGGAGACAUGUAGUUGUGCAUGGGAAUCAUGUUUGAAAGCUACAGGGUUUAUCUGGAACAAGCAUUCCAAUAAACACGGGAAAGCUUUCAAUGUUUUUUUUCCUGUACUAUCAAUGACCUGGCAACUGUCAUACCAUAGUCACUUUCGAUACAGGGUUUAGAUGACAUGUGCACCAUGAUCAGGUCACCAGACUACACUGAGCACCAACGUCUUGGACAGCACCGGUUCUUUGGUUUUGCUUUUCAUCACAAUCAAACUGGUAGAACAAGACUAAGGACCCAAACACUUCUGGACAUAGGCAUGUCAACAUCUACUGUAUGUCAACUACACAGCCAGCAGAACACCAGAGGGUUCACUACUCAAUACUAGUAAGCUCUAAAAGAAAGGCCAGGUUACCAUUUGCCCAAGUACCUAAAAGGAAAUGCCUAUGAUCUGAAGCAUAUCACAUUGGUGUAGUAGUAUUGUCAAUGUCACAGAUACAAGCAGGAACUGAAGACAGAACAGACAUGAAGGAUUGUCUCCACACCCAGCAUCUGGUUCCAUCUGUGAUCACAGACUUGUCUCAAAUGAUUUAAGACCAAGUAUUAAAACUCAAUACUUUGUGACGAAUUAUAUUGUCCAAGGACUUUGGUGGUUUUAAACAGGGGGACCAAGUACUACGUUGUCCAAUUCAUACCCUUUCUGAAACAUUGGCACUCUAUCAAGUGUUUGGUGCUAAUAUACAUCUAUAUCUACAUAAACACGUGGUCCAGU
Osmerus eperlanus (European smelt) is the source of this 2265-nucleotide messenger RNA. It is a transcript of the gene cart2, whose product is annotated as cocaine- and amphetamine-regulated transcript 2. Gene Ontology annotation, biological process: negative regulation of appetite; positive regulation of MAPK cascade; G protein-coupled receptor signaling pathway. The transcript has 3 exons. The record is from RefSeq and is a predicted model, not a curated record. Gene Ontology annotation, molecular function: neuropeptide hormone activity. Lineage: Eukaryota; Metazoa; Chordata; Actinopteri; Osmeriformes; Osmeridae. The coding region runs from base 94 to 450 and encodes 118 amino acids.